GCGCGGUGUGGCUCUCGCCAUACCUCGGCCCGGCCCAUAGUGGGAAUAUACAUCGGCCCAUGAAAAAAGUCCGGUUUACCUCCCUGACCCUAGCAGCCGCAACUUCGUCAGUUCCUCCUAGUCGUCCCCGCUGCGCACCGAGGCACCGCGCGCCCGACGCCCUCGCCCAGAUCCCGGCUCCCUGCAGCGGCGCCCUCGCCCUCCGCCCCUCCGGCCCCGACGCGCCUGGGCACCUCGCUGCCUCCCCGGCUCCCUGUUGCAGGCUGCAGUGGCGUGCCGGUGCCCACGCCCUCCGGCCUUCAUCCCGGCUCGGCGCCUCCCCGUGUCCGCGUCGUGCCUGGGUGUCUCGCCGCCUCCCCGGCUCCCUGCAGCGGCGCGGGCGCAGCCGGCAGCCCACUCUCCGGCUCCCCGCAGCGCCGCUGCGGCAUCCGCAGAAACUAGGGAAGGGAAGGUAGCCGCCGGCUCAAGCUCCAUGGAGCAACAACCAAGCUCUAGCAGAAAAGGGAAAAGAAAGGCACAAGGAAGAGAUCUAAAGAGCUAUUUUAGUCCAUUCGGAUCCAGUAGCACAAACCCAAGCACUCAUCUGUUGCAGAAGAAGGAUCAAAAUAUUGUUGAGGCCAUGUCUUUGGUUAUUGACGUGAAAACACGUUUGAACAAUUUGAGAAGCGAAGGUUAUGAGCCACUACUUGAAGAAGUCAAAACAUUUUGCCAAGAAAAUGAUAUCCCAAUACUAAAUAUGGAAGAUAGUGUACCAAGAUUUGGUAGAUCAAGGAAAGGAGGGAGAAACAACAUCACUCAAGAUCAUUACUUUUGUGUUGAUACUUUCUUUGCUACCAUAGAUGCUAUCACAACAGAGUUUGAUCAUCGAUUCAGUGAGGUAUCAUCGGAAUUACUUACUUGCUUUGCUUGCCUUGAUCCUAGAGAUUCAUUCUCUAACUUUGAUGUGAAUAAACUUGCUCGCCUCACGGAUAUAUAUUUGGAUGAUUUUUCUUUUAAUGACCGGAAAAGAAUAAGAGACCAAUUAGAAACCUUCAUUAUUCAUGUUAGAAGAGUUGAGGCAUUCAGAGCUUGUUAUGACCUUGCAAUCCUAGCAGUGAAAAUGGUUGAACUUAAGAGGCAUGAAAUAUUUCCCUUGGUUUAUCGCCUAAUUGAGCUGGCAUUGCUGCUACCAGUAGCAACUACAUCAGUUGAAAGAGCCUUUUCAACCAUGAAGAUUAUUAAAACUGAGUUGCAGAACAAGAUGUCCGAUGGUUGGCUUAAUGACUUGAUGGUGGUGUAUAUUGAGCGAGAGAUAUUUAAAGGAAUUGAUCUUGAAUCUAUCAAGAAGGCUUUUCCGAAGAAAAAAGAUAGAAAUAUGCAAUUGCCAAAGUCUCCUAGACGCAACUAAUAAUAAAUAUACCGUUUCUUUGGUCCAAUUGUUGAUUUGAUGCGUACUUUACGUGUUUUUCUUCAUUUGAGCGUCCUCCGCCACUGCCUCGUCCUGGGCCAGUUCGCGUACAUCGUGUGGAGCCCGCGGUGCAGGGAGACUUGGGCCGGGUUCACCUGGGCCGCCUUCGCCGACCUGCCGGGGUUCGCCGGCCUUUCCAUCGCGUCGGCGGUGAUGUUGGCGCUCGAGGUCUGGUACUUCCAGGUGCUCAUCCUCCUCGCCGGCAUGCUGCCGGACCCGCAGGUCGCGCUCGACGCGCUCACUGUCUGCACUUCGAUCCAGGCAUGGGUGUUCAUGGUCUCUGUGGGCUUCAAUGCAGCUGCCAGUGUGAGGGUAGGGAAUGAGCUCGGCGCCGGCAACCCCAGGUCUGCCGCGUUCUCUGCAUGGAUGGUCACCGCUGUGUCGGCCUUCGUAUCAGCAAUAGCUGGUCUCGUCACUUUCCUGCUGAGGGACAAGCUCAGCUACAUCUUCACCACCGGCGAGGUCGUCUGGCGCGCCGUUGCCGACCUGUGCCCCUUGCUCGUUGGGACCAUCCUGCUCUGCGGGAUCCAGCCCGUGUUGUCAGGUGUGGCCGUUGGUUGUGGGUGGCAAGCGAUGGUAGCGUACAUCAACAUUGGAUGCUGCUACUUCAUCGGCAUACCCCUCGGUGUGCUUCUUGGAUUCAAGUUUGACUUUGGAAUCAAGGGAUUGUGGGGAGGCGUGAUAGGGGGCACCGUGAUCCAAACACUUAUUCUGAUCUGGAUCACGUUGAGAACCGACUGGAACAAGGAGGUUGAGGAAGCGAGGAAAAGAUUAGACAAGUGGGACGACACAAGGCAUCCUCUUCUCGCAAACAAGGAGUGAUUGUCAGAUGUGGUCUGUGGAUGAAGAACCCAUAUGCUCAAGUAGUCAAGUUGAUGCAAAAUAUUUCGGUUGACAUCGGCUUGUGCCACUGCUAUGGUCGACCACGCUGUCCAGACUCCAGAGAUGAACUGAUGAAUAGCCUUUUCUCCGAGAACAUGUUCUAAUUAGUAGUUCAGUCAGGAGAUCAUGCUAAACUUCAGAAUUACAAACUGUUAUCCUCACACACUGCUUUCAUUGAAACGCAGCCUUGGCAUGUGUGCUACGAUUUA
Messenger RNA from Panicum virgatum (switchgrass), 2538 nucleotides. RefSeq names its product protein DETOXIFICATION 40-like. The record is from RefSeq and is a predicted model, not a curated record. Gene Ontology annotation, biological process: transmembrane transport. Gene Ontology annotation, cellular component: membrane. Gene Ontology annotation, molecular function: xenobiotic transmembrane transporter activity; antiporter activity; protein dimerization activity. The transcript is spliced from 10 exons. Bases 1427 to 2269 code for a protein of 280 amino acids. Lineage: Eukaryota; Viridiplantae; Streptophyta; Magnoliopsida; Poales; Poaceae.